Messenger RNA from Cryptomeria japonica (Japanese cedar), 1450 nucleotides. RefSeq names its product mediator of RNA polymerase II transcription subunit 33B. Gene Ontology annotation, cellular component: mediator complex. NCBI's taxonomy places the organism in Eukaryota, Viridiplantae, Streptophyta, Pinopsida, Cupressales, Cupressaceae. The transcript has 2 exons. The record is from RefSeq and is a predicted model, not a curated record. Gene Ontology annotation, biological process: regulation of phenylpropanoid metabolic process. Bases 125 to 1342 code for a protein of 405 amino acids.
UCUUUGUUGAACCUUUGAAUGUGCAGGCCUUAGGGAACUAGUUGAUUUUCUUCCUGCUUCCCUUGCAACUAUUGUUAGCUACUUUACUGCAGAAGUUACUCGUGGAAUUUGGAAACCUGCAUCAAUGAAUGGAACUGACUGGCCAAGUCCUGCAGCCAAUCUUCACAAUAUUGAGGCUGAGAUAAAGGAGGUGCUAGCUGCUACUGGUGUGCAUGUCCCAAGCCUAACGGUAGGUGGAAAUGCACAAGCAACCCUUCCGUUACCUUUAGCUGCAUUAGUGAGCCUUACAAUAACAUUCAAGCUGGACAAAUCGGCAGAGUUUCUUCAUGGUGUUGCUGGACCAGCACUGGAAAGUACUGCAGCAGGGAGUCCAUGGCCUAGUACACCAAUUGUUGCAGCACUGUGGGCUCAAAAAGUACGGAGGUGGCAUGAUUAUAUUGUUUUCUUCAGUUCACGCACUGUUUUCAAACAAGAUAAGCAUGCUGUUGUUCAGCUUCUCAGAAGUUGUUUUGCAGCAUGUCUGGGUUCUUCUCAUACUUUGAUGUCAAAACUGACCGUUCAUGGUGGUGUGGGUGCACUCCUAGGCCAUGGUUUCUGUUCACACCUAGCUCCUGGUGGUAUGUCUCCUGUGGCUCCAGGCAUCCUAUUUCUGCGAACCUACAGAGCAAUUUAUGACAUAAUGUUUAUAACUGAAGAAAUUCUGUUACUUGUUAUUGGUUCAGCAAGAGACUUGGUGAAUGCUGUACCAAAUGCAGAAUAUUCUGGCCAAGCAAUUAACCCUCCACAUCGCCUGAAAUCUCAUCAACUCUCGCUGGCAAGUGCUAUAGAAAAAGUUAAGCAGGCAUCUACCUUAGGAGCUUCCCUAUUAUGUAUAACAGGUGGAUCAGGAUUGGUUCAAAUGCUCUAUCAAGAAACAUUGCCAACUUGGUUUUUAUCUGGAAAUGGGAUUAGAACUGGGGCAAAGUUUCCUCUUUUAGAAGGCUAUGCAAUAGCACAUUUUUCUAUUCUUUGUGGAGCAUGUGCAUGGGGAACAAGCACCUCAUUUCUUUCUAAGAGAAGAGCACAGAUUAUUAAUUAUCAUUUGUCAUUUGUGGUGAGUGCAUUGCAUGGAAAAAUUUCACUUGGAUGUGCACAUGCAACAUGGAAAGCAUAUGUAUUAGGCUUCCUGUCAAUGAUGGUUGCUUGUGUUCCCAACUGGGUUUCUGAGAUAAAUAUAGAGACUCUUAGAAGACUUGCUACAGGUUUGAGAUGGUGGAAUGAACCUGAACUCGCUCUUGCUCUUUUACAGAGGGGAGGUUGUACAGCUAUGAGUGCAGCUGCAGAACUUGUUAUGAGUUAUUAAGCCUUUUUGUCUCCUUGAGCAAUCAUAAUUUGCAGGUUAUUUUCUAUUCAUGCUGCACUUUUGUGUUGUCUGACUCUCUUUAUCUUUUGAGGAAUCUCUCUUGUUGAA